Molecule: messenger RNA, 306 nt
Organism: Prorocentrum cordatum
Lineage: Eukaryota; Dinophyceae; Prorocentrales; Prorocentraceae
Source: the annotation of a GenBank genome assembly
AUGGAGUCGCGGGCGCACGCGAAGCGGUUGCUGAGGCUCGUGCUCGCCCCCGUGAGGAUGGAGGUAUCCGUGCUUGCCCCUCGGAAUUUUCAGGAGGGAAGGAAACAUACAGACACAAGUAAUCGUCGAUCCCCCGGAAAAUAUAUGAAAAUAUUGGAAGUUGGGGGAGAAACAACAACCCACAAAAUAUGGGACACGAUGGGGAAUCCUAUUAUUUGCGUCUAUUUAUUUGUGUCCCAGGGCCCCUUCAGCUUUUCCAGGUGGUGGUGGUUUUGUUACGGCUUGUGGGAGCGCUGGAGGUUUUGA